CCUCCACUCCAUAGCUCGACGAGAGCAAUCCAUUCGUUGUUGUCGCCAUGGAUUACUCUGCUCUGCCAAACGACCCAGAGAAUCCAGGCGGUGGUGACCCUUGGGCUUCCUCUCCCCAGCAUAACAGGACAUCAUUCGCACAACCUCCCACCAGCGACAUCCCGUCCUCCCCACUAUCUCCCCAGGCUUCCUCGCCUUAUACACAGCAAUCAGACCACUAUGGCUACAUAGGCGACCAGGAUACAUCCAAUCGUCCGAGUACAGCUUCCGAGCAAGGCGACAAUGCAUCUCAAGCUCCGGCUACCGCACCCCAAUCCCCCCGCAGACAGCAGCAAGCUCAGGCGCAUGGGCAGCAGGGACAUCAACAACCUGCACGCUAUCAUGGUUCACGGCAGCAACCCCAGCGUCCCCACUAUAAGCUUCAAGCUAAGAUUACUGGACUCGAGCGGACGGGCCGCAAAGACCCUAUCCUUCGUUUCGACGUAUAUACUAACCUCCCUAAAUUCCGCACCACGCAAUUCCGCGAUGUUCGUCGUUUACACUCCGAGUUCGAAAAGCUGGCCGAGCAUCUGAUAUCGGCGAAUCCUGAAGCUUUUGUUCCCGCUGUGCCCCCGGCAGCCACGUCCGCAGGUGUCGGAACCGAUGAGGACGAAGCGCGCGUAAAGGCAUCAAUGCAACGCUGGCUCAAUGUUGUCUGCAGCAAUGAGGUUCUGAUGAAGGAUGAGGAGAUGGUAUUCUUUGUGGAAAGUGACUUUGGGUACAGCCCUGUGGUGCGGAAGAAGCAACCAGCUACUGGCGUGCGUCGCAAGGUGAUAAAACAGUUUGCACCUCCGCCAGACGAUACUCCCGAACUUGCUGCAGCCCGCCCCGUCGUCAAAGCCUUCUAUCUAGGGGCCAUGGAGACAGGACAGAAGCUGGAUAAGGUUGUCAAAGCAAGACGAAGCCUUGGUCUCGCGGAAUCCGACUUGGGCGCCAAAUUCGCACAAAUGCAUGUGCAGGAAACGCAUCCAGGGCUUAGUAUGGCUUAUCGUAAGUUGGGAAAGGUCAUACAGGCCACCGGGGAUUUCCACGCCGCACAAGGUACUGGUGAAGCGACAACACUUGGCGACCCUCUUGCGUAUCACAGUAAUGAUGCAUUCAUCGUGAAGGAGACGCUGACUAACCGUCACUUAAUCCUCCGCGAACUUUUGCAGGCCCAAUCUACGACCCGGUCCAGAGAGUCGGCGGCGGACAGAUUGAGAGCAAGCUCUAAUGUGAAUCGGGCCAAGGUCGAUGAGGCCAUCGUUCUUUUGGACGAAGCACGAAGCCAUGAACAACAGUUAUUUCAGAAGUCACAACGUGUAACUUCGAACCUUCUUCAGGAACAGAGGAAGUGGUUUACCCGGACUGCCGCAGAGAUGAGGGCUGCAAUCCGGGAAUACGUUGUUCGCCAGAUUGAGUGUGAACGCCGAACCCUCGCUACCCUGGAACAGGUCCGGCCCGACAUCCGUGCUAUUGAUGGCAGUGGUGGCCUUUCUCGACUGGGUCGAGAGGCUCAUCCUGCUCAACGUCGCGCCUCUCUUGCAAGUUCCCAAGGCCCCAAGGGCGACGCUUGGUCGGGCGUUCCAAGGAAGACCAACGAUGGACUCAAUCGGAGUAUCAGUGGUAGCUUUGCUGGCGUUCCAGGAGUCCCAGAAGAGGAGGAUGAAGAAGAGGAGGGCGCCGGUGGCCGGAAGCGAGCAACUAGCAAGACGGGGAGUCUGAAGGGGUUAGCAGAAGAAGAUGAGGACAGAAUCGACGCAAAGAACGCCGCGCAAAGGCUUGCUACUACAACCUUCUAGUAAAAGGCCGAGGAUGCAACGGACACCCUCCCUGGUUUACUUCUGAAUUGGACGCUUCGUUAAGGAAUCUCAAGGUCAGGAUUUGUGUCCUUGGAGGACGGUAAGCGAACAAUUGUGGUAGCUCAUGGAGUGGAAAUCACAGGAUACUCGGGGCUUGCACGGAGCAGAUGGUGGAGGGAAGAACUUAGCGGCCACAUCACCACUCAUGAUACCAAUUCGUAGACUGUUCGUCUAUUGUUGACAGUUCUGCAAUUGCGCUGUGUUGAUCGUUCUAGCUCUCACUACUGACGUGUUUCAGUCUGUCGUUGGGCGGGAGAGGUCUCUCUACACGCAGUCAGGUCAAUCGCUCACUUGGUUAUCAAUAACAAGGCUCAUCAUCAAAUGCGGCUCCAGCAGCUGUCCUGAUUCGAAAGGCACAGCAACAGAUAUUCCAG
Westerdykella ornata is the source of this 2254-nucleotide messenger RNA. Its product is annotated as vacuolar protein sorting-associated protein Vps17. NCBI's taxonomy places the organism in Eukaryota, Fungi, Ascomycota, Dothideomycetes, Pleosporales, Sporormiaceae. The transcript is spliced from 3 exons. The record is from RefSeq and is a predicted model, not a curated record. Gene Ontology annotation, molecular function: phosphatidylinositol-3-phosphate binding. Gene Ontology annotation, cellular component: endosome; retromer, tubulation complex; retromer complex. Gene Ontology annotation, biological process: retrograde transport, endosome to Golgi; intracellular protein transport. Bases 48 to 1820 code for a protein of 590 amino acids.